CUGCGCCAGAGCAACAAAACAACCCCCCCCAAAACACCGAUCAGACCUGAUCCGGGAUCAACAACCGGUACCGGUCCGUGAGUUCUGUCUGAAAGAAGAAAUGGACUCGGCCCUGACGGUCCCGCAGAGUUUCUAACCGCCGGACCGGAUCACCGAGUUCACCGGGAGAGUCCGCCACAGAGAUCCCGGCUGCGCUGACCUCAGACCUCCACCAUGAGCUCCAGGGUGUGCAGGACCUGCGGGGGGUCCGAUAUAGACGUGGAUCAGGCCCGGGGCAGCGCUGUAUGUACCAGCUGCGGUUCUGUUCUGGAGGACAACAUCAUCGUCUCCGAGGUCCAGUUUGUGGAGGGGAGCGGGGGAGUUUCCUCUGCGGUGGGACAGUUCGUCUCUGCUGACGGUCCAGUUAAAGCUCCUCUUCUUGGUUCUGGGUUUCACACUAGUGUUGGGAAAGAGUCCAGAGCCCAGACCCUCCAGGGCGGUAAGCGUCAGAUCCAGCAGCUGGGCAGCCAGCUGCAGCUGAACCAGCACUGUUUGGACACGGCCUUCAACUUCUUCAAGAUGGUGGUGAGUAAACACCUGACGCGAGGACGCAAGACGGAGCACGUCAUCGCGGCGUGCCUCUACCUGGUGUGCCGCACAGAGGGGACGCCACACAUGUUGCUGGACCUGAGUGACCUGCUGCAGGUGAACGUUUACAUCCUGGGGAAAACCUUCCUGCUGCUGGCUCGUGAGCUCUGCAUCAACGCUCCCGCCAUCGACCCGUGCCUGUACAUCCCUCGGUUUGCUCACAUGUUGGAGUUUGGGAUGAAGACUCAUGAGGUUUCCAUGACGGCUCUUCGUCUCCUUCAGAGGAUGAAGAGGGACUGGAUGCACACGGGACGCCGACCUUCCGGACUCUGUGGAGCAGCGCUCCUGGUAGCAGCUCGGAUGCAUAAGUUUCGCCGUACGGUGAAGGACGUGAUCAGCGUGGUUAAAGUCUGCCAGACAACUCUGAGGAAGAGAUUAACAGAGUUUGAGGACACGCCCACCAGUCAGCUGACCAUCGACGAGUUCAUGAGAGUAGAUCUGGAGCAGGAAUGUGAUCCACCCUCCUUCAUCGCUGCACAGCACAAAGCCAAGAUGCAGCAGCUGGAACAGGAGCUGGCCAGGAAGCUGGAUGACGUCGAAGGAGAGAUCAGCAGUUACAAAGACGAGAUUGAGAUCGAGUUGGAGAAGAGCCGACCCAAGUUGAGAGGAAUCUACGCCGCCUACGCCAAAGAAAUCGAUCCCGAGGACGCCGAGGUUUUGUCCUCAACCUCUGAACCCGAGGAGCCGGAGGUCGAAGACGACGAGCUCCAAGCCGCUGCCCAACACCUGACUCAGGACUUCCUGUGUCAGGUGAUUCAGGAGGAGGGGGGCCGUGGCAAGAACACAGAUGGAGGCGAGCUGGAGGGGGGACCAGAGAAGGAGGGGGCUCAGCGUCAGGCCGCCCCUCUGGCCGCCAUCCUAGGAAAGCUGCCGAGCUCCUCCUGCCUGGGCCUCCAGCAGACCUUAGACGAGUCAGAGGCAGGUGAGAAACCGGACGACGAGCAGGCGGAGGGUGGAGAGCUGGACCUGGACGGUAUCGACGAUCAAGAGAUUGAAAAGUACAUCCUGAACGAUAAGGAGGUCCAGGUGAAGACGGAGCUGUGGAUCAAACAGAACGCAGAAUACCUGAAGGAGCAGAAAGAGAAAGAAGAGAGGAUACAGAAAGAGAAAGAACAAGGGACGUAUAAAGAGAAGCCGAAGAAGUCCAAGAAGAAGAAGGAGCAGAUCGCGGCAUCGACAGCGAGCGAGGCGAUCGAGAGGAUGUUGGAGAAGAAAAAGAUCUCCAGUAAAAUCAACUACGACGUCCUCAGAGACCUAAACAGCAGAGGGACAGGAAGUGGGGGGGGCAGCAGUCCCAGCAGAGGCUCCGACGACCCCCCCGACACCAACGCCGGCGCUAGGAAACGACUCAACCGCCGACGCCGCAGGAAGCCCAGCGAUGCUAACCGCGACCUUGCUGCUAACGCUAGCAUCAUGGGGAAGAGGGUCCGCCUCCUCAUAUCUUCCACACCAAAGAAGAAGAAAACAGCCAUCAAGUCUGCAGCUGAAGUGACUCCUGAUCCUGAACCAGACUCCACUCCUGCUGCUCCUGCUGCUGAGGAAGAGGUGGAGGAAGAGGAAGUGGAGGAAGAGGAGGUGGAGGUGGAGGAGGAGUGUGUUAGCGCUCUGCAGCUUGUAGAAGAUUACGGCUGUGAGGCGGAGGAGGAGGAAGUCUUUUAGCUCCGCCCUGCUGACCUUUGACCUCCAGUGAAGAAACUCUCCGUCCGGUCAGACUGAGGCAGCUCCACUACGACAGAUCAAUGUUACAGAAAUCAACAACCAAUAUCAGCGAUCAGUUACACCAAGUUAGAUAAUCACUGAUCAGUAAAUAUCACUGCACUCUGAUGCUUUUUAUUGGAAUUGAUCGCUGAUCGUCUGAAUUGAUUCAGAACAUCGAGCGUCUGGUGUUCAGAUUGUAAAAAGUCGCUGUUAGAUGUGUUUUUUAUAUCGAUCGAUUGUAAAUAGGAAGAUUCACAUUCCUGUAAAAUAUCAACAUGACUCAGAUGUUUUACUUUGUGUACUUUGAAAUCAAUGUGUACUUCGUGUACUUUUAAUGUGACUUUGUGUGUUUGUUGUUCCUGAUAAAAUGUAAAGAGACAAAAGAUAAUAAUGAGAAAACAACAUUCCCUGAGACAAAGAGAAAAACAGGAAGUCAGUCUUUGUCAGAAAGUUUUUCACUUUUCAUCACAAACAUCUGGAAACAAAUAUUUUAUUUAUUCCAUUUUUAUCAGCUGACCUCAAAAAUAAAGUAAUGAAACUUA
Messenger RNA from Micropterus salmoides (largemouth bass), 2867 nucleotides. It is a transcript of the gene brf1b, whose product is annotated as BRF1 RNA polymerase III transcription initiation factor subunit b. NCBI's taxonomy places the organism in Eukaryota, Metazoa, Chordata, Actinopteri, Centrarchiformes, Centrarchidae. Gene Ontology annotation, molecular function: RNA polymerase III type 3 promoter sequence-specific DNA binding; RNA polymerase III general transcription initiation factor activity; TBP-class protein binding. The record is from RefSeq and is a predicted model, not a curated record. Gene Ontology annotation, cellular component: transcription preinitiation complex; nucleus; transcription factor TFIIIB complex. The transcript is spliced from 19 exons. The coding region runs from base 214 to 2286 and encodes 690 amino acids. Gene Ontology annotation, biological process: transcription preinitiation complex assembly; transcription by RNA polymerase III; DNA-templated transcription initiation.